Molecule: messenger RNA, 1756 nt
Organism: Physeter macrocephalus (sperm whale)
Lineage: Eukaryota; Metazoa; Chordata; Mammalia; Artiodactyla; Physeteridae
Gene: PMVK
Product: phosphomevalonate kinase
Exons: 6
Coding region: 777-1355 (192 amino acids)
Biological process (GO): isopentenyl diphosphate biosynthetic process, mevalonate pathway; cholesterol biosynthetic process
Cellular component (GO): cytoplasm
Molecular function (GO): phosphomevalonate kinase activity
Source: RefSeq, a predicted model, not a curated record
AGUAGUUGCAGCACGUGGGCUCAGUAGUUGUGGCUCGCGGGCUCUAGAGCACAGGCUCAGUAGUUGUGGCGCAUGGGCUUAGUUGCUCCGCGGCAUGUGGGAUCUUCCCAGACCAGGGCUCAAACCCGUGUCCUCUGCAUUGGCAGGCAGAUUCUUAACCACUGCGCGACCAGGGAAGUCCCUCAUGCUCCCUUUUAAAGCUGUCUUGAAAUUGCCUGUCUCCCAUGAGAAUAAAUGCUGAGAGUAGGCUCUGUUUGGUUUACUGUUGCAUCUCUAGCAGUACCUGGCACGUUUUAGAUAUUUAAAUACAUGUUGAAUGAAUGAAUGGACUGCUCUCCAUCAGCUUCUCAUAGACUCAGACUCCCCCUCUUUUCUUUCCCUGUUGUUCUACUUCCUUACAACCCCACCCCAUUCUGUCCUUCAUCUACCAGGCUCCAUUGCCCCUGAAGCAGUGAUCGUCAAACACAUGAGGACUGAUUCACAAGUCACAUUUACACUGACCACGCCAGCAGAGGGAAAUGCUUGGGUCAGUUGGACAACGACCAUGGGAAGAUAAACUGGAACCAGAGCAUGGAGCUGAAGCAAGGGCUUUAAUUUAAAGUCACAGAAGCACGUGUGCGGGCUGACAGUCCUCUCCACGGCCAUGAAGAAGACGGGGGCGGAACCCUUCCUUGUUUCCACUCCACCGAGUGGCCGCGUCCAUUCUGGGCCCGGUGGCCUGAUUUAAGGGGUAGGGAAAAGUGUCAGUUUUAGGGAUCUCAAAGGGUGGUGGCCCCAUGGCCCCGCUGGGAGGCGCCCCGCGGCUGGUGCUGCUGUUCAGCGGGAAGAGGAAAUCCGGGAAGGACUUCGUGACCGAGGCGCUGCAGAGCAGACUUGGAGCUGACGUGUGUGCUGUCCUCCGGCUCUCCGGUCCACUGAAGGAGCAGUAUGCUCAGGAGCACGGCUUAGACUUCCAGAGACUCCUGGAUGCCAGCACCUACAAGGAGUCCUUUCGGAGGGACAUGAUCCGCUGGGGGGAGGAGAAGCGCCAGGCCGACCCAGGCUUCUUCUGCAGGAAGAUCGUGGAGGCCGUCUCCCAGCCCGUAUGGCUGGUGAGUGACACACGGAGGGUGUCUGACAUCCAGUGGUUUCGGGAGGCCUAUGGGGCUGUGACACAGACGGUCCGCGUGGUGGCCACAGAGCAGAGCCGACAGCAGCGGGGCUGGGUGUUCACACCAGGGGUGGAUGAUGCUGAGUCAGAAUGUGGCCUGGACAACGUCGGGGCCUUCGAUUGGGUCAUUGAGAACCACGGAGAUGAGCAGCGCCUGGAGGAGCAGUUGGAGCACCUGAUAGAAUUUGUCCGCUCCAGACUUUAGCUGGCAGGUUCUAGGAGCGAGCGGGGGCUGCCAGGGUGAGGGUGGGCUCCCUGUGCCGAACAUGUGGUUGCUGAUGCUGGCCAAGGUUGGGGGAGCAGACAGAGGGCCUGGGUCAAGGUUUCUGGGGGCUGGUAGAUGUCAGACAAGUUAAGAAACCACCAGGGACCUCAUUUCUUCGUGGAAAGGACAGCCCUAUCUCUUUACAAGGAGACUUAAAGGGCAGAGGGGGGUGAGUUGGCUGUGCUUGAAGCAGAAGCAUUACCAUCUCCAUGGGUGCCAGACCUGUCAGCCUGUGGUGGCCUUGCUUCCCCGACUGGAUGCUUUCAGCCCCUUGUUCUCAGCAAGAGCCUGGGGCUCCCCAGUGUGGAUACUAAUAAACCUUCUUGGAGCACCUGCUCAGA